Vespula pensylvanica (western yellowjacket) is the source of this 2596-nucleotide messenger RNA. Its product is annotated as zinc finger protein 551-like. Gene Ontology annotation, molecular function: RNA polymerase II cis-regulatory region sequence-specific DNA binding; zinc ion binding; DNA-binding transcription factor activity. Gene Ontology annotation, biological process: regulation of transcription by RNA polymerase II. Bases 385 to 1548 code for a protein of 387 amino acids. NCBI's taxonomy places the organism in Eukaryota, Metazoa, Arthropoda, Insecta, Hymenoptera, Vespidae. The transcript is spliced from 4 exons. Gene Ontology annotation, cellular component: nucleus. The record is from RefSeq and is a predicted model, not a curated record.
AAAAACGAAUCAUAAUUUAGAAUUCGUUCGAUAAAUAUAAUAAAAUUAAAAGCUCGUAUCAUUUUGACUAGCAACGUGAUUGGUAAACGACACAACUGUACGCAUUAAUCAACCAAUCCGCAUUAGCGCCAACGUCACGCAAUAGAGAAUAAUCACCUAGCGGAAAUAAUUGGAAUCUUUGUUUUCUGUUAAGUUUGCCAUCGUGGAAAGUUACUCGAUGCUCAUUUAAAUGUCAAAAAUUAAUAGACUCUGAAAAGUGACACUAACGGUAUUGUGUUUAUAUAUUACUUAUAAUGAAAUAAUGUACGAGUAAUAAUUAUUUGAAUCAAUAACAACUCUAUCGAAUAACUAUUCCGAUUAACAUUACGAAUUAUAUUCUUAACAAUGAUGCUUCAUAAAAUGAGUUCCAAAUUGUGUCGUUUAUGCGGUAAAGAAAAACAACAAGGUACAGAUGUAUUUAAAGAUAAAGUCAAAGGUGCUGUAUUAAUUUCGAUUAUUAAUAAAUAUUUCUCCAAAGAGGUUAUAAAUAUAUCGACUACAGAUGUGUUCUCAAAGUACGUUUGCAUUGAUUGCGAACAAAAAAUUUGUAUAUUUGAUGAAUUUUGUUUAAUGGUUGCCAAUGUGCAAAAACAAUUAGCUGCACCUUCUUUAGAAAUUGACUUUGCCGAGGAUAUGUUGUGUCAUCUGAAAGAAAACGAUAGCGUUGAGAAAUCCUCAAUGAAUAAACAGGAUACAAGAAAAUCUAUAUGUCCUAUAUGUACGAAAAGUUUUAGAUGUCAAGCGCAUUUAGAAAGACAUAAACGUAUACAUACAGGACAGAGACCUUUUAUUUGUACAAUUUGUAGAAUGUCCUUCAAUCAGCAAGAAAUACUUAUGAAACAUAUGGAAAGACACGAAGGGAAAAAACAAUUUCAGUGUGCUAAUUGUCAUCAAUCAUUUCGCUACAAAGUUUCUUUAAAUUCGCAUAUGAUCAAUUUUCAUAUGGAUAUGGAUCAGUCUGUCAUACACGGUCAUGUAAUGCCUAUCGAUAGUAAUUCUUUUACAUGUUCAGAAUGUGGUAAACAAUUUGUAACAAAGUACAAACUACAACGACAUUCCAGAUGUCAUACCGGUGAAAGACCAUAUCAUUGUACGUUUUGCACUAAAACAUUUUCGCAAACAGGGAAUCUGAAAGUACAUCAAGUCAAAUGUCAUCAGAUACCCGAGUCGUUAACAGAAAUAAGAGGACAACCACAGAAUAAUACUCAAGUUAUGAAUCGCGACAUGUCAGCGCCCUUAAAUAAUUUUCAUGCAGUAUACAUAUCGGAAAGUGAAAUACAAAAGACUAUAAACGAAACAAUUAAUUCGACAGAUCCAAGUACAUCCUAUCUCAAUAAAAUGUACGAAAAUCCUCUUUAUAUAGAUGACGAAAUAGAAACCAUGCUGGAUCAUGAUCUUGGACAAUUGGAACAGAAUAAAUAUACUACGAGUUCGCAAGAUAAAGUAUCUCUUUGUUUAAAACAACCAGAGACUCCUGAAUUAUUGCAUAGUUUAUUGUACGACGAUUAAUAUGUAAUGGCAUUUAAUAUUAUCCUAAAAUCGUCUCUAUAUCAUUUCGAAUGUAAUGCAAUAAUAUACGAUAUUAGGUACAUAUGAAAUAAUGUACGACGUUACAAAUACAUCUAGCAGUGUACGAUAGUUAUUAAAAAAACGAAAAUGUACACAUACGACGUGUAUCUUUCGAAGUAUAAUAUGUAAACGAUAGAUCAUAGAAAAAACUUGUUAACUUAGUUUUUGAUGGAAGUAUAUGGGAUAAGAGAUGAGAGAGGGAAAGCAAGGCACGAGUACGAUGAAAAGAUUAGGAUAGAUAGUAAACCGCAAUAGUUGCAUAGAGGUGGAAGAGAGUUAGUGCAGGAUAGAGUGGUAUAGAGAAUUGCAUCAAACUAGUCUACGGACCGACGACUCAGAUCAAUCAGAUUAUAAAAAGAAACUGUUCUUGUCUUGUUAUCUGUAUCUAUUAUACAUAUGUUAUUUUAUUUACACUUGUUAUGUAUUAUUGAAUAUUUAUUUGUUAUUUUAAAAUCUUGGACAAUACUAUUGGUAUAAGAAGCGAUCGACUGAUCUAAUAAUUUUGUAUGCUUCAUAAAAAUUGCGUCUUUAAUAAUAAUACAAUCGAUAUGUACUAAUCAUUGUUAAAAAGAAAUAUAAAACUUGAUUGAAAAAAAACACUUUCGUAUAAAAAAUCUUUACAUGGCACAAAAGAAUUGUUUAAAAAAGAUUUGCGUUACGGAAGUAUGGAAACACCAUUCGCUCAUACGAUUUAUUUAGUUGCAUCACAAUUAUAUUAACAAAUACAUAUUGAUAUUGUGUGUGAUGAAUUUCUUAUAGUUAAGAGAGGAUUUCUUCCUGCAAGUUAUCACAAUUAAAAUGAUGUUCAGAUCAUAAUUAAAAGUCAGUCGGGCAAUAUAUAAAUUGGAUAUACUAUUAAAUUAUUCAAAUAGUGAACUUACAAACUAUACAUUAAUAUAUUAAUCAAAUGCAUAUAUAUAUAUAUAUCGAUACACCUAUUCGUAUUCUAUGUUUUUACAAUCUCUUGAUAAAACAUAAAAUUUAACAA